This is a messenger RNA of Papilio machaon (common yellow swallowtail), 1861 nucleotides long. It is a transcript of the gene Tango10, whose product is annotated as BTB/POZ domain-containing protein 17. Bases 139 to 1800 code for a protein of 553 amino acids. The record is from RefSeq and is a predicted model, not a curated record. The transcript is spliced from 14 exons. Gene Ontology annotation, molecular function: protein binding. NCBI's taxonomy places the organism in Eukaryota, Metazoa, Arthropoda, Insecta, Lepidoptera, Papilionidae.
UCAAAUUGUCAAAUUUUUUGUGCGGUUCUACGUACUUGUAUCUAUAUCAUAAUUUUAACAUUUUAAGGCACCAUAAUAACAAUUUAGUUAUUUAAAGAAAGUUAUUUUCCAAUGUAGGAACUAUUUAAGUUAUUCAUUAUGAGUUCCCAUUCAAGGGAUUUGGCAUCCUGUGCGUCAAACUCCGAAAUAAGCGACGAAAACAUAAACAACAAUGAUGAUCUCGAGGUAGAUAAUUCAAAAUGUGUUCUCCUCAAGAUAGCCACAUUGUAUGCAGAACAAUUGAUGAGUGAUCUGAUACUUGAUGUUGGUGGAGUAGCAUAUCCUGUGCACAGACUCAUUCUGUGUGCAAGCAGUGAAGUGUUUCAGGUUAUGCUGAUGAAUAGAGAAUGGAGUGAGUGUAAAAAGACACGCAUAGUUCUGCAAGAGAAUCCAGUUGCUGCGUCAGUCUUUCCACAGUUUCUUAAGUAUUUCUACACUGGUCAAAUUAAAAUAUCACAUAAAACAGUUCUUCCGGUACUUUCUCUAGCUGAUAAAUAUAAUAUUUCAGAUUUGAUGACAUUAUGUCUCGAGUACAUGGGUCAGCAUGUAGCGCAGGCAGCACAGCGUGGUCAGCUCAUUGCCUGGAUGCAGUACACCAUGGCUUGUGGACACAAUAAAGUUGCCAAAGCGUGUCAGAACUUCUUCAAAUGGAACCUGGAAUGGAAUUGGCUUGACAGCGAGCUGGACGAGCUGGAGGGGGAGACGUUGGCGCAGCUGCUGCAGCAGAACGAUCUUGUCGUACACAACGAGAUGAGUGUGUACAAGUUUGUGGAGCGUUGGCUGAACCGUCAGCGUGAGUCUUACAACAUACCAGCUGGUGUGGAGCGUACUCCCAGCGAUUGUACCACCAACACCAGUGACAGCAGUGACUACUCCGAAGUCAGGAUGCAAUGGGAUGCACUGGUCUCGGCCGCUUUCUCACAUGUCAGGUUUCCAAUGAUGUGUCCUAACCAGUUGGCGACGCUGUUGCUGUCGCCGCUGACGCAGCAGCACAAGGACUUCUUCAUGGAACGUAUGGCCGUCGCAAUGAGCUACCAGUCAGGUCAGUACGAGCGUGUGUGGGAGGUGCAGCAGACGGCUGGUGGACGCGCUCUCUUCACUCCGCGUCUCUACACCGAGGACACGUGGGGCUCUGUUCUGGCUGUAGACAACUUCCACUCUUUACCCUGCUAUCACAUGCGCACCUUCAUCUUCUCAACGCGCCCCGCUCUCGCCGACAUCGCUCACACAGACCGCAUGAUGGAGUGGACAGUAGACCUCUAUCCUAAGGGAGUCUGGUUCAGGAAGAGCAUGCUUAUCGCCUGGUCCGGAACUUAUGAUGUGCCGGAAGCGGUGUUACGUACUGUACGUAUCGCCAUCACUUGUCUCAGUGUUACAGCACCGGAUCCGUACCGUCCUGAACCUGACGUCAGGGUCAAGAUAGGCAUCCUGGUGUGGGGUCGACAGAACGGCGUGGCUCACAUCUCUGACGUAGCGGUACGAGUACAUCGCUUUUCGGCACAAAACAGAGUACUGAACAUUGACGAUGCACUGGACUUCGACGAGCUGAACACUCCGCUGUACACACCCGCACAGCCUGCCUCGCCCGGCAACAAGCGGUGUCUUAAGUGCGUGGAGAACAACGCGAGUACCGAGCCCUCACACCUCAUGGGACCAAACAAGGACCAGCUCAGGGUACAAGUAGUGAUCUUGCCAUUAACGGAUUACUGUUACGUGAGCCCUGCGGAGGUCGCCGCAGGCUCAGACCGACUUGGACCCUGACCCUGAGAGCCUUCGCAACUGAGGCAAUAAGGACACCACAUGUGGACCUCUAAAAUACUUU